This is a messenger RNA of Apaloderma vittatum (bar-tailed trogon), 1345 nucleotides long. It is a transcript of the gene ZC3HC1, whose product is annotated as zinc finger, C3HC-type containing 1. The record is from RefSeq and is a predicted model, not a curated record. The transcript is spliced from 9 exons. The annotation marks the transcript as partial. Gene Ontology annotation, molecular function: zinc ion binding. Gene Ontology annotation, cellular component: nucleus. Lineage: Eukaryota; Metazoa; Chordata; Aves; Trogoniformes; Trogonidae.
GAAGGACACAUCCGACUGGUCGGAGUCAGCGAAUGGAUCUUCUCAAAUGGACGCUCUCUCCUUGGAGUCUGCCAGCAAGGAAGCCUAUUUCAGCAGAGUAGAAACAUUCACCCCGCUGAAGUGGGCGGGCAAACCCCACGAGCUGUCUCCUCUGGUUUGUGCCAAGUACGGCUGGAUCAACGUGGAGUGCGACAUGCUGAAGUGCUCCAGCUGCCAGGCUUUCCUCUGCAUGAGCCUGCAGCUCACCUUUGACUUCAACAAGUAUAAGGAACGCUGCGGGGAGCUGAAGAAAGCCUUGUGCACUGCUCAUGAGAAGUUCUGCUUCUGGCCGGACAGCCCCUGCCCAGAUCGCUUUGCCAUGUUGCUGGUGGAUGAGCCCAGAGCCCUUCUCCAGGACUUCCUGGAGCGUUUUCAGAGCCGGUGUCGGCUGGAGCUGCAGCUGCCCUCCCUCAGACCGGAGGACAUGAAAAACAUGUCUCUGACGGAGGAGAAGGUCAGUCUGCUCCUGCAGCUGAUCGGGGAGGAACUAGAACACAAAACAGAGGGAGAGAAACCGCCGAUGAAGUUCACCACGGAAAUCCUGCAAGUGCACGUCCCUGCCUGCAUCCUGGCCCUGUGUGGCUGGACUUGCAGCACUACGCCUGGCUCCGUCCACCUCUCGGUGAUCACCUGCUCCCGCUGCAUGAGGAAGGUGGGACUGUGGGGCUUUCACCAGCUGGAGUCCGUGGGGCCAGAGCUGGACUCCUGCAGCCCCAGCGCCGCACUGCCAGCAUCCGCUGAGCGCUUCCCGCUCGUGCCCACGUCUCCGCGCAGGAUGCUCACGCGGAGCCAAGACACGCUCCCUCUGGGCUCUGAGCAGCACGAGAAGAGCCUGUCCCCAGGCAUCUCUCGCCCGCGGGGUUGGGACUCUCCCGUCCCCAUGGACCGGGCUGAUACGGAGGCAGUGAGCCCCACUCUGAGGAGCCGCCCUGUCACCCGCAGUAUGGGGCAGGGGGACAACGUGGAGGUGCCAUCCAGUCCUCUCCGCAGAGCCAAGCGGGCUCGGCUCUGCUCUUCCAGCAGCUCGGACAUUUCUUUGAAGAGCUUCUUUGACCCCAGCUCUCAGCAUCGUGACUGGUGUCCCUGGGUCAACACAGCGGAGGGAGGGGAAGCCCUGGAGGAUCCUGCAGCCCAGACAGAGAAGGAGGCUGCGAAGGCAGAGCCGGGCUGGCAAGUGGUACUGAACACUCUCCUCGCCACCAGAAAGUGCGACCGAGUGCCUGAGACGGAGCCUGUGAGUCUCUCGGUGAAGUCCUGCAAGGUGUUUCGCAUUUUCCGGCAGUGGGAGAGCAUGAAUUCCUCCUGA